AUGACUUGGACCUGGCGAGACAGCGGGCUGCUGGCUGCGGGUGCUGUUGGUCGCUUGGUCGAUGCACAACGGGUCAAGCGUUGGUAUUUUGACCGUGUGGCAUCAGGCAAUGCUGGGGCUGGGGGUGGUGCCGCCGCGACCCUCUUGGCGAUGGCUCGCGCACGGAGCCCUCUUCGGGACGCCGCUGGCGCUGGCGGCGCGGGCGCUCCGCCCGCGCCGGUGGAGGUGAUGAAAGCGGAGGAACGAAAGGCGUUGCUUCUACAACAGCUGGCAGGACACUUGAAGGGCACCACGGAUACUUGGAUGAGCAUCAUGGUGGCGAGCUGGGUAUUAUGGAUUGACGCCACUGUUAUGGCCAUGAUUUACCUGGGCGAUCAGCUGGGGCUCUACAAGCAGAUGGCCAGUCGCGGGAGCACCUGGACGGCCUCCAGGCUGGCCAAAGCUGCUGGAGGCCUUCAAGCGCGCUUGGUGCAGGAGUGGUUGGCCCAACAAGCGGCUGCUGGCCUGGUGGAUUUUGAUCCCAAGAAGGGGACCUUUUCCCUGUCCUCUGCAUGCGUCCCGCUCUUGGCAGAGCCGUUGAGUGGCAGUUUUUUCGCACCCUAUGCCACGCUGAUGUUGGCCUGCUGGAAGCGCAUUCCAACCAUGAUGGAUGCCUUUAGAGGCCAAUGCCUGGCUCCCAGCUAUGACGAAGCGGGUGAGGACUUGGCAGAUGCCAUGGCCAGGCUGCAUGUGCCCGAGGUGAAGUUCAACUUCAUCCCCAAGGUGCUUCCCUUGAUCCAAGACGGUUCGCUGCUGCAGCGCCUGAACUCCGAGAAUCUGCUGUGUGCGGAUGUGGGCGCCAGUGGCGCGGACUGCACCAUGGAAAUGGCCCUGCAGUUCCCGAAAGCGACGUUUCACGCAUACGAGGUAGCCGACCCCGCCUUGGAUCGUGCCCGAGAAAACGUCAAGCGACGAGGGCUACAGAACUUGAAGAUCAUCGACGCCAAGAUCCAUCCCCUUGGCAAGGCGAUCAGCAGUGGCCAGGUGAAACAACGCUAUGACUUUGUCAUGUGCUACGAUGUGCUACACGACUUGGCUCAUCCUGAACAAUUGAUCGAAGAAGUCAGGGAGGUCUUAGCGCCCGGUGGAGUUUGGGUCAUUGUGGAUAUCGCCUCCAACGGCGAGAUGGCCGAAAACGUGCGAAAUCAUCAGAAGGCUGCGACCUACUACGGCAUUUCGGUCUGCGUCUGUCUGCCCAGCGGCCUCUCCGCGGACGGCGGAAGGGGCCUGGGCACCUUGGGCUUUCCGCCGGAGGUCGCGGAGCCCAUGUUCCGCGGCAACGGCUUUUCCAAGAUUCGCUCCUUCCAGAUGCCCAGCUUGGAGAAGAACCAAGUCUACGAAGUGCAGAUUUGA
Cladocopium goreaui is the source of this 1392-nucleotide messenger RNA. The record is from the annotation of a GenBank genome assembly. Lineage: Eukaryota; Dinophyceae; Suessiales; Symbiodiniaceae.